Molecule: messenger RNA, 3090 nt
Organism: Nerophis lumbriciformis (worm pipefish)
Lineage: Eukaryota; Metazoa; Chordata; Actinopteri; Syngnathiformes; Syngnathidae
Gene: atp6v0a1a
Product: ATPase H+ transporting V0 subunit a1a
Biological process (GO): proton transmembrane transport; vacuolar acidification
Cellular component (GO): plasma membrane; vacuolar proton-transporting V-type ATPase, V0 domain; vacuolar proton-transporting V-type ATPase complex
Molecular function (GO): proton-transporting ATPase activity, rotational mechanism; ATPase binding
Source: RefSeq, a predicted model, not a curated record
GGUCACGUGACCGACAAUUCUACUUCCGCCUUGAGCGCUUUCGCUGACAAAUGGACGCUUCACUACUCUCUGCUCCGCCACUAAAAAGUCUUUAACAACAAACAGGACUGAAAGGCGGACGAUAACAUCCCAAUUUCAUCGGACACCGGCGGCACUCGCGACUACCCGCCGUUAUGGGGGAACUCUUCAGAAGCGAGGAGAUGACGCUGGCUCAGCUCUUCCUGCAGUCGGAAGCGGCCUACUGUUGCGUCAGCGAACUGGGAGAGAUUGGGAUGGUGCAGUUCCGCGACUUAAACCCUGACGUUAACGUCUUCCAGCGCAAGUUCGUCAAUGAGGUGCGGCGAUGUGAGGAAAUGGAUCGCAAACUGAGGUUUGUGGAGAAAGAGAUCAAGAAGGCCAAUAUUCCAAUAGUCGACACCGGAGAGAACCCAGAAGUCCCCUUCCCGAGAGACAUGAUCGACUUGGAGGCCACUUUUGAGAAGCUGGAGAACGAGCUGAAGGAAAUAAACACCAACCAGGAAGCCCUGAAAAAGAACUUCUUGGAGCUGACCGAGCUCAAGCACAUUCUGCGGCGCACUCAGCAGUUUUUCGACGAGAUGGAGGACCCCACGCUCCUGGAGGAGUCAUCUACCCUGCUGGACCCCAACGAGGCAAAUCGAGGGACUCCGCUGCGGCUUGGAUUUGUGGCGGGAGUCAUCGGAAGAGAGCGCAUUCCCACCUUUGAGAGGAUGCUGUGGAGAGUUUGCAGAGGGAACGUGUUCCUGAGGCAGGCUGACAUCGAAGAUACCCUGGAGGACCCUCGUUCGGGCGAUCAGGUCCACAAGUCGGUUUUCAUCAUCUUCUUCCAGGGAGACCAGCUGAAGAACAGAGUGAAGAAGAUCUGUGAAGGCUUCCGAGCAACGUUGUACCCAUGUCCAGAAACCCCCCUGGAGAGAAAAGAGAUGCUGGCGGGGGUUAACGCUCGCAUCGAAGACCUGCAAAUGGUGCUGAACCAGACGGAGGACCACAGACAGAGGGUCCUGCAGGCGGCGGCCAAGGCGGUGCGGGUGUGGUUCAUCAAGGUGAGGAAGAUGAAGGCCAUCUACCACACGCUCAACCUCUGCAACAUCGACGUGACCCAGAAGUGUCUCAUCGCCGAGGUGUGGUGCCCCGUCUCUGACCUGGACUCCAUUCAGUUCGCUCUGCGCAGGGGCACGGAGAAGAGUGGCUCCACAGUGCCUUCCAUCCUGAACAGGAUGCAGAGCAAACAGACCCCACCCACCUACAACAAGACAAACAAGUUCACCUCGGGCUUCCAAAACAUUGUAGACGCCUACGGAAUCGGCAGCUACCGCGAGAUCAACCCAGCACCAUACACCAUCAUUACCUUCCCCUUCCUGUUCGCCGUCAUGUUUGGCGACCUGGGCCACGGCGUGCUCAUGACCUGCGCCGCUCUCUAUCUGGUGUUGCGGGAGAGCCGCCUGAUCGCUCAGAAGAACGACAACGAGAUGUUCAGCAUGGUGUUUGCUGGCCGCUACAUCAUCCUGCUGAUGGGAAUCUUCUCCAUCUACACGGGCAUCAUCUACAACGACUGCUUCUCCAAGUCGCUCAACGUCUUUGGCUCGGGCUGGAGCGUUCGGCCCAUGUUUGACCCCCGUUUGGCAGGCAACUGGACAUUUGAGUUGCUCGAAAGCACCCCAGUUUUGCAGUUGGACCCGGUAGUAGACGGCGUGUUCAGAGGACCAUACCCCAUUGGCAUUGACCCGAUCUGGAAUAUUGCGAAAAACAAGCUGACAUUCCUCAACUCCUUCAAAAUGAAGAUGUCCGUCAUCCUGGGAGUCAUCCACAUGCUCUUUGGAGUCACCCUCAGUCUCUUCAACCACCAGUACUUCGAUAAGCCCUUGAACAUCUACCUGGGGUUCAUCCCUGAGAUCGUCUUUAUGGCCAGCCUCUUCGGCUACCUAGUGCUGCUCGUCUUCUACAAGUGGCUGUCAUACGACGCCCGGACGUCCCGUGACGCUCCGAGUCUUCUCAUCGCCUUCAUCAACAUGUUCCUCUUCAACUACAGCGACCCCACCGUCAAACCUCUCUAUCCUGGACAGCAAGCCCUGCAGUGCCUCCUGGUGAUCAUCGCCUUGGCGUGCGUUCCCUGCAUGUUAAUCGUCAAAACGUUGGUCCUGCGGCGACAGUAUCUGAGGCGCAAAAACCUCGGAAUGCAGAACUUUGGCGGCAUCAGGGUGGGCAACGGGCCCACCGAUGACGAGGCGGAGAUCAUCCAGCACGACCAGCUGUCACAACACUCCGAGGACGAGCCUGAGCGUUGCCUUCUGUCGUCUGCUUUCAAGGCCCGUGAGGAGGAAGAGUUUAACUUUGCAGACAUGGCCGUGCACCAGGCCAUACACACCAUCGAAUACUGCCUGGGUUGCAUCUCCAAUACGGCUUCCUAUCUCAGGCUUUGGGCCCUCAGUCUGGCCCACGCACAGCUGUCCGAGGUGCUUUGGUCCAUGGUGAUGCACAUCGGCCUGUCCACGCGCGGCCUGGGCGGCUUCUUCAUGGUGUUCAUCGUCUUUUACUUCUUCGCCAUUCUCACAGUGGCCAUUCUGCUCAUCAUGGAGGGCUUGUCCGCCUUCCUUCACGCCCUCAGGCUGCACUGGGUGGAGUUCCAGAGCAAGUUUUACUGCGGUCAGGGCUUUAAGUUCCUCCCCUUCACCUUCGUAAGCAUCCUGGAUGGAAAUUCUGAAGACUGAGGUGCCGUCUCCGGUGUGUGUCCGACCUGUUUGUUUUAAACGUCUCACCUUUCUAGGAUCUAAAAGUCUCAUCUCUCAGAGCAGGAUUCAAGUAGCACGUGUGUGUGUGUGUGUGUGUGUGUGUGUGUGUGUCGUCUUAAUGAGUUUGUAGUUGUAUAUUAUUUAUGCAAACAGUUCCUCACGGUGAAUGAUUACCACAAACAUGUAUCAGUCAUGAAGGUCCAAAAGGGAAAGUGUGCAUUAAGACAUAUGUCCGUCUCUUUGCAAAUCAUAGUAAACUAACGAGAUAUGAUUAAUGCAGAUCCAUCAUACAUUCGUCUUGUGUUGUCUGAUCAUCUUUCACCAAUAAAUGUGGGAAAAGCUG